This is a messenger RNA of Funneliformis caledonium, 852 nucleotides long. The record is from the annotation of a GenBank genome assembly. Lineage: Eukaryota; Fungi; Glomeromycota; Glomeromycetes; Glomerales; Glomeraceae.
AUGACAACCACGGUUUCUCCUUUAGUUUCACCAGAGGUUGUUUCUCAACUGAACCAGGUUUUGUCAAACUUGGGUUCCAACGACAACAAUCUUCGUUCAAGUGCAGAGAAACAAUUGAAUGAACAGUGGAUCGCACAACAACCGGACUUACUGCUACUCUCGUUGGCACAGCUUGGAAGAACACAUAAAGAAACUCACGUAAGGAUCCGCUUAAAGUACCGUUCAUUUUCAUUUGUAUUGUUACGGAGACUAGCAUUCAAAGCACCAAAUCAAGCCUCAAAACUUGAUGAAUUAACUAUUUGGGACCUUCUUCAAGAACAAAGUAGGCAAGCUAUCAAAAAUGAAUUAUUAAUAUCUUUAUCAGUAGAACAAGAAAAUACAGUGCGUCAUAAAGUUUGCGAUGCUAUCUCCGAGGUAGCUAAAAAUUCAUUUCUUAAAGGACAAAAGUGGAGCGAACUACUUACCGCACUUAUUGAAGCAAGCAAAACACCUUCUGCAGAACAUCGCGAAGCUGCUUUACGUAUAUUUUCUGCGGUCCCUAAUCUUUUAACUGAUAUACAAAUAAAUGAAGUUAAGCAAGUAUUCUCAGCUAACUUACAAGAUACCAAUAACGCGGCUAUACGUAUGGCUGCAUUAAAAGCUGCGGUCGCUUUUAUGUUGGAAACAGAUCAACAAAGCAGAAACUCCUUUGCUGAAUUGAUGCCACAGAUGUUAGAGGUGCUUUCUCCACUUAUAGCACAACGCGAUGAAGAUGGCUUGGUAGAUGGCAUUAUGGUGUUCAUAGAACUAGGAGGUAUAAUCAUUUCCUUCAAAGCAUUAGGUUCGGUAGUUAAUGGAUAUCCUAGAAAGUAA